Molecule: messenger RNA, 1434 nt
Organism: Zerene cesonia (dogface butterfly)
Lineage: Eukaryota; Metazoa; Arthropoda; Insecta; Lepidoptera; Pieridae
Gene: ppk9
Product: sodium channel protein Nach-like
Exons: 10
Coding region: 1-1434 (477 amino acids)
Biological process (GO): sodium ion transmembrane transport
Cellular component (GO): membrane
Molecular function (GO): ligand-gated sodium channel activity
Source: RefSeq, a predicted model, not a curated record
AUGUUUGUGCGACCUAUACAAAUUAAAACAAUCAACGAAGGUCGAAAGACAACCCAAAAUAAUGAUAAAGUAAGAAGCAAGAAGGCACCCAUGUGGCAGAAUUUACGAAACAGGGGGAGGGAGUACUUGGUAUUAUUUCUAGAAACUUCGUCAAUACAUGGUUUGAAUCACCUUAUCGCUGCAAGAAGACACCCCUGUGAAAUUUUCCUUUGGCUAAUAAUCGUAGUUCUAUCGGUGUUUGGUUCCGUAUACUUAUCGCAAACAACCUGGGCGCGGUACCAGUCCUCCCCCACCGUGGUGUCUAUGGACAGGGAUAUGUUCGCUUGGAAUACCACCUUCCCCUGCGUUACUGUAUGCAAUGACCACAAAAUAAACCUCGAGAGACUGGAGGAGUUUGUGAAGAAUUCCGAAAUAGAUGACAAAGAGGGUUUGAAGAGAUUCAUAAUAGCCCUAGGCAACGCAACGUACAAGAACUUCGAAACAUUGCCAAUGUUCGACCAGGUGAAACCUUCGGAGCACAUAGACAUUCUAGUGGAACUCUCUUCGGGAUUUAAGCCCAGUCUAACCAUUGGUGCUCUGGGCAGGGACUUGGAGAUCACGCCGACAAUCACAGAGAUGGGUCUUUGUUAUGCGAUCAAUUCAAAAAUAGCUGUAUAUAACUCCCCAGCAUAUAUUAAAGCAAAUAGAUGGGACAUAAUAACUACUCAGAAUUCAUCAAUUACUGUACAUCCGUUGGAUGGAGAAGUCUUUGCGCAUGUUUUAAACCUUUCAUCAUCUUAUGACGUGUAUAUCCACGGACCAUUAGAGGUACCAGACAUAUCAACGAAGUUCGAACACUCUCCAGACAUGUUCUACAUGAAGCUAUACGUCACAGCAUUCACUGUCUACACGUCGCCAGAGGCGGCCAGGCUAACAAUCGGCCAGCGUCGAUGUAGAUUCACACACGAGAACAACCUCAAGCAUUUCGCGGUGUACUCAUACACAAACUGUCAGAUGGAGUGCCGAGCCCAACUUUGCUUGAAGUACUGUGAUUGCUUGCCUUAUUUUUACAGGAGAAUUGGCGAUGAAAAAAAUUGUGACGUCAGAGGUUUACAUUGUUUAGCGAAACACAAAGAUGAAUUGUACAAAUUGAGAGACAAGGCUGGUAAGAAGAUAAAUUGUGGAUGUUUACCCAUUUGCAAUGACGUCAACUAUGUCAUCCAGUCCAAUGAUCUACAAGAGUGGUUUUUGGGGACCAACCUGCAGUGGGGCAUGGUCACUUACCCCCGCAUGAGAUACCGACGAGACAUCAUUUUUGGCUUCACCGAUGUUCUUGUGGCUGUCGGGGGGAUGGCGGGGCUGUUCCUCGGUUGCAGCGUGCUCAGCUUUAUGGAGAUCAUCUAUUUUUUAUCUUUACGACUUUUCUGCUACUCUAGAUCCGCUAUGAGGAAAUAG